Spathaspora passalidarum NRRL Y-27907 is the source of this 2105-nucleotide messenger RNA. Its product is annotated as arginine, lysine, histidine permease Can1p. NCBI's taxonomy places the organism in Eukaryota, Fungi, Ascomycota, Pichiomycetes, Serinales, Debaryomycetaceae. The transcript has a single exon. Gene Ontology annotation, molecular function: amino acid transmembrane transporter activity. The record is from RefSeq and is a predicted model, not a curated record. The coding region runs from base 729 to 1784 and encodes 351 amino acids. Gene Ontology annotation, biological process: amino acid transmembrane transport. Gene Ontology annotation, cellular component: membrane.
UAAAUAUCUUGACUUCUAACCUAAAACAAACCUUGGGAUAAUUUUUUUUGCAAAGUUUUAUCAUCGAUUCAAAAAUGACCAUGGACUUUGAAAAAUACGCUGGUAGCUCUAGUACAGAAGCUCACCAUCGUGAUAUCCACAUAGCUGGUUCUCUGACUGAUUCAAAGGGGGAAAAACAUACCCUGUUCAUUAAAGAUUCAGACAUUGAACAACCUGAAGAUGACGUCAAAGGUGAAAUAAAGAGAAACUUAAAACCAAGACAUGUGUCUAUGAUUGCUCUUGGUGGUACCAUUGGUACUGGUCUUUUUAUUUCUACUGGUGGUGUCAUUGCCAAUGCCGGUCCUGUUUCAUCUUUAUUUUCAUUUUUAUUCAUCACAACUUUGGCUUUCUCCGUCACUCAAUCCUUAGGAGAAAUGGCCACUUUAAUCCCAGUGUCCGGUUCUUUCCUUCAAUUUGUCACCCGUUGGUGUUCUCCUGCUCUUGGUGCAGCCAAUGGUUGGAACUAUUGGUUCUCUUGGGCUAUUACUUUUGCCUUGGAAUUAUCUAUUGUUGGCCAAGUUAUUCAAUAUUGGACUGAUGCUGUACCACUUGCAGCCUGGAUUUCAAUCUUUUUUGUUUUAUUGACCGUGUUCAACUUUUUCCCUGUUAGAUUCUAUGGUGAGGUUGAAUUCUGGGUCGCUUCCAUCAAGGUCAUUGCUGUUCUUGGCUGGAUCAUUUAUGCCUUCAUUAUGGUUUGUGGUGCAGGUAAAACCGGACCUGUUGGAUUCAGAUAUUGGAGAAAUCCAGGACCUUGGGGACCAGGUAUUUUGGUUAAAGGAAACAAAAACACUGCUCAAUUCUUAGGUUGGUUAUCAUCCUUAAUCAAUGCCGCUUUUACCUUCCAAGGUACUGAAUUGGUCGGUGUCUCUGCUGGUGAAACUGCCAAUCCUAGAAAGAGUGUUCCUUCAGCCAUUAGAAAGGUUUUAUUCAGAAUCUUAAUCUUCUACGUGUUAUGUAUCUUGUUCCUUGGUUUAUUGGUUCCUUAUAAUGAUGACAAGUUAGAAGGUGGUGGUUAUACUAAAACUUCUCCAUUCAUUAUUGCUAUGAACAAUUCCGGUACCAAGAUUUUACCUGAUAUUUUCAAUGCCGUCAUUUUAACUACAAUUAUUUCGGCUGCCAAUUCUAACAUCUACUGUGGAUCACGUAUUCUUUAUGGGUUAGCUCAAUCAGGUGUUGCUCCAAAAUUCUUCACUAUCACCAAUAAAGGUGGUGUUCCUUAUUAUGCAGUUGUGUUUACCUCUGCAUUUGGGGCUUUAGGAUACUUGGCUGUUUCCGACGAAGGUAACAAAGCAUUCGACUGGUUAUUGAACAUUAGUGCUUGUGCUGGUCUUAUUGCUUGGGGUUGGAUCUCAUUCACUCACAUCAGAUUUAUGAACAUUCUUCGUAGCAGAAACAUUUCUCGUGAUUCAUUACCAUUCAAAGCUAAGUUUAUGCCAUGGAGUGCUUACUACGCUACCGUUACUAUUUUCAUCAUUACCUUCGUUCAAGGGUUCCUGGUCUUCUGGGACUUCAAUGCUGCUGGUUUCUUCACCGGUUACGUUUCCCUUAUUUUAUUUGUUGCCUUAUGGAUCUUUUUCCACGUCUUGUUCAACGGUGUUGGUAAGAGUUCAUGGAAAUGGAGAAACGUUUUCAUUCCAUUGGAUGAAUGUGAUAUUGACAGUGGAGUCCGUGAAAUCGAAGAAUUGGAAUAUGAAGAAGAAGAACCAAAGAACCUCUGGCAAAAGUUCUGGGCUGCUGUCGCUUAGAUGCUUCGUUUUAUUACUGUAUUUAUAGUUCGUCUUGUUUUAACACUUUUUUAAUCGUUUAGUUUGGUUUUUUAAUUUAUAAUUGUGAAUUCGAAUUAAUUACGUAGUUAGUAAACAUACCUACGAGGUGCAUCAUUUUGAGUUGGUUGCAAUUUUGCAUUUGCAUGCAUUGUUCCCGGAUGAACCCAAAAAAAUAAUAUUUACAAAACAUUUGAAAACAAUAGUGGAAUUCCAAAUUCUCGCGUAUGGUGAUGUGCGCGCACGUACGCACGCGCUGUUUACAUUACAAUAAACGACAGGGGGGCGAUAACACACAGUUUG